AUGGAUCAUCUUGAGGAGCAGUAUUCUAUUCGCAGAUUCGUUUUGGUUGGCUGGUCAUUUGGAGGCGCUCCAGUCUUCACCGUGGGCGGGCGAGAGCGAGAACGUGUCAUCGGAUGUGCUACCGUUGCAAGCCAAACCGCAGGCACAGCUGGGAUAAGGAAGCUGGCUCCAAGACCACUGUUGCUGCUCCACGGUACUGGUGAUCGAACGUUGAGAUGGGACUGCUCCCAGAGUCUAUACGAGGCGUACGGCAAAAAGGGCCAUCGACAAUUGAAGCUCUUCGAGGACGAUGAUCAUGCGUUGACAAGGAAUGCGCUUGAGGCAGAAGAGCUGUUGUGCGAUUUCAUCGCUAAAUGUAUUGGGCUGAAGAUAGACAACGAUGAGCAAGAGAAGGUCAUCCAGAAGCCCUUGGUGGAUGGAAGUGAAAGAAUCGAACUGAUGGAGACUGGCGGCGAUCUCGAGGGCGAGAGUAUCGAGUAG
Molecule: messenger RNA, 480 nt
Organism: Fonsecaea pedrosoi CBS 271.37
Lineage: Eukaryota; Fungi; Ascomycota; Eurotiomycetes; Chaetothyriales; Herpotrichiellaceae
Exons: 3
Coding region: 1-480 (159 amino acids)
Source: RefSeq, a predicted model, not a curated record